AUGCCCCAUUUCUUCAUACCCACCAUUCCAGAAACCUAUAAAAAGCUUCGCUAUAAGGUCAAUUACUUCAUCGUCGAUACCCGCCUGAAAUGGUAUUCGACCUCGAGAAACCCUCGGCUUGUUCAGUCCAAGUUCCAAGGCCAGACCAUGAUCACCUUGAGAGUACAUCCUCAUGAUAAGUACCUUAUCAAGCCUGGCGAGUUCCUUUCGCUUGAGAAGAAGGACCCUGAUACUUUUAGUUUGAAUAGCUUUGUCGACAUGUACUGCCAGGAAAUGGUGGAUAACAUGUCGUUCCCAGAUUAUGAGGGAAGUGAGAAAGACGAAGAGGAAGACAGUCAGGAACAAGACCAAGACACUAAGGAGGCUCCUAAGAUAAAUUCGGUUGAUAUUAAUGAGCCGCCCAUAUCACCCAUUACAAGGGCGUCCAAUUUUAUACGGAGUUUCCUGAGAAGCGAACGCAAGGCUGUGAACAUGGAGAAAGAAGAGUCUCCAAAGGCCCCAGAAUCUCCUAAGACUCCUGAAUCACCAAUUACAAGAAAGAGAGAUUUCUACAGGCGUAUGCUUGGAAUUAGACGAUGGGAAGAGGAGCCCUUGGAAGAGCUGACGCUGAUUGGUAUGGAAGUUUCUGGAGACUUUUCCAGUCCUAGUCCUAAAGUAUGGCGCAGGGUGCUUAGUGAUAUCUCGCUUUCAGCAGCACAGAUAUCAACGGGAAGCGCUCCAAGUUCUAGGGGCGCCUAUGAGAAUUUGAGCAGUGACUUGACGGAGGGACGUCUUAGGGAGGUCAGAGCAGCUUAG
Messenger RNA from Candidozyma haemuli, 795 nucleotides. RefSeq lists its product as uncharacterized. Bases 1 to 795 code for a protein of 264 amino acids. The transcript has a single exon. NCBI's taxonomy places the organism in Eukaryota, Fungi, Ascomycota, Pichiomycetes, Serinales, Metschnikowiaceae. The record is from RefSeq and is a predicted model, not a curated record.